Messenger RNA from Quercus robur (English oak), 1944 nucleotides. RefSeq names its product E3 ubiquitin-protein ligase RHF2A-like. The coding region runs from base 269 to 1432 and encodes 387 amino acids. Gene Ontology annotation, molecular function: ubiquitin-protein transferase activity. Lineage: Eukaryota; Viridiplantae; Streptophyta; Magnoliopsida; Fagales; Fagaceae. The record is from RefSeq and is a predicted model, not a curated record. The transcript has 10 exons.
GAUCCCAAUAAUUAAAAACGAAAGAUGAGACUUUAUUGAGAUAGAGGCCCCUCUGGCUCUGGAGAGUCUCAGAUGCUGUUGGGUGAGAGGAUGGUGGGUUUGUUUUCCAACACAUAAACAAAAACCAAAGAGCAACAAACAAACCCAUAAUUAAAGGUAAAGCAUUGCUUCUGGAUUGGGUUGGUGAUUUCACAGCUUGAUCCUUGUUUUAUGGGCGUUCCUAUAAAUACUUGACCCUUUUUUUUUCUGGACCUUUUCCAAUUCCUUGAUGGAGGUUCCGGAGAUGGAGGAGCCAAAGCCUGAAAGUCAUUUGACAUCAGCUGCAGCCUUUGUGGAAGGGGGAAUACAACCAGCCUGUGACGAUGCUUGCAGCAUAUGCCUCGAGGAUUUUUCUGAAAGUGAUCCAUCAACGGUGACUACUUGCAAGCAUGAAUUUCACCUCCAGUGCAUCCUUGAAUGGUGCCAGAGAAGCUCCCAGUGUCCCAUGUGUUGGCAACCUAUUAGCCUAAAGGAUUCUACCAGUCAAGAAUUGCUUGAGGCAGUGGAACGAGAGAGGAGCUUUAGGGUUACUCCGCCAAGAAAUGCCACUAUAUUUCAUCAUCCCACCCUUGGUGCUUUUGAAUUGCAGCAUUUACCGGUAGGUGCUAAUGAUGCUGACCUUGAAGAGCGUAUAAUCCAGCACUUGGCAGCUGCUGCUGCAAUGGGAAGGGCCCACCACAUUGGUAGGAGGGAUGGUCACAGAGGUCGAUCAUCUGCCCAUGGUCGACCACACUUUUUGGUAUUCUCCACUCAUCCUGGUGGACCUCCCGGUCCCGUUUCUGCCUCUGGAGGGGACAAUGAGCCAGUUGCAAUUAGUGUAGCUAGUCCAUCAACCCCGCUUGCAUCUGGUGGGGAUGAACCAUCACAGCAGGUCCCACAUUUUCCUUCAGUUCAUACUGAUCAUGUUUCUUCACCAGCAUCUGGACCUACUUUCCUGCCUACAAAUCGUCAAGGAAUUUCCUUUAGUAAUCGGAGCCCUGCUCUACAUUCCUCACCACCAAAUCAAGAUGGAGCAGGACCGUCAGAUCUUCAGUCAUUUUCAGAGUCUCUGAAAUCUAGAUUUAAUGCCAUGUCAAUGAGAUACAAAGAGUCAAUUUCAAAGAGUACCAGAGGGUGGAAGGAGAGGCUUUUCUCUCGUAACACUUCCAUGACGGAUAUUGGCCCUGAUGUUCCGAGAGAAGUGAAUGCAGGAAUUGCUGGUGUAUCUCAUAUGAUGGAACGCCUUGAGACCAGAGAAAAUAGUAGUGCCAACCCAGCCUCUGUAGCAAAUCACGUAGGCGAUUUUUCUGUUACGGAGCAGAACAACCAGAACAUUGCAGAGACUCAUGGAGAAAGCCCUUUGAAUGACAGCAAUCAACCUGCUUCUUGCGCUGCAAGUUCAGCUUCAGGUUAAGUUGAUGAAAAUUGUUUCAGCAGGUGCAUCUAUCCUCAGCAUUUCAUAUUUGAAGAGGGCAUCUGUUGUUCAGAAUGAAGUUCUUUGAAUUGAGGGUCUGCCGGCAUGCCUCCAUGUGUUGUGUGAAUCUGUUUGCCUAUGCCCCCUCCCAGAAAAAAAAUAAAAUAAAAUAAAAAAAUAAAGAAAGAAAAAGAAAAAGAAGGCAAGAGAAAGAAUGUGCAAGAACAUAGCUACUCUUUUUUAUAAUUCUUUUGGACCCCUUUCAAGUAUUAGUAAUACACACAUUCUUUGUCAAUUUCAUCAGUUGUUCUUAAGAUGUCAUGACAGUGAACUGGCAAUAGGUGUCAUUGACACAGUUAUUAUAGAACUUUGUCUGGUGCCUAUUGCCAACAAACUGUUUUGGAGUUUGAAAGUUUUGGAAUAUUUUCAGUGUACUUUAUCCUAAUCUUUACUCCUUAUUUAAACUUUAAUCUAAGUUUAGCUUGGAUUUCAGGUUAACCUCUUUCUCCAAA